Messenger RNA from Lathyrus oleraceus (garden pea), 1267 nucleotides. Its product is annotated as protein BRI1-5 ENHANCED 1. The record is from RefSeq and is a predicted model, not a curated record. The coding region runs from base 86 to 1081 and encodes 331 amino acids. The transcript is spliced from 4 exons. Lineage: Eukaryota; Viridiplantae; Streptophyta; Magnoliopsida; Fabales; Fabaceae. Gene Ontology annotation, molecular function: oxidoreductase activity, acting on the CH-OH group of donors, NAD or NADP as acceptor.
ACAAAUAUAAAUAUGUCAACCUACAAGAAUGUGAAGCACACAUAGAAAAACAAAACCAUAAUAUUGAAAAGAAGAAGAGAGAAAAAUGGGAGAUGAUGAUAAAGGUGCAGUUUGUGUGACAGGAGCAACAGGUUAUAUAGCUUCAUGGUUGAUUAUGAAGCUUCUUCAACAUGGUUACAAUGUUCAUGCUACUGUUAGAUCACACCAUUUUAAAGAAAAGAAAGAUUUGGAUUAUCUUAUAAGCUUACCAGAAGCAGCAAAGAAGCUAAAACUCUUCUAUGCUAACCUUGACGAUUCAACUAGUUUUCAUAAAGCAAUACAAGGGUGUAUUGGAGUUUUCCAUCUUGCACACCCUAUGGAUAUACAAAACCAAGAGUCCGAAGAAAGAGUGACAAAAAGAACAUUAGAAGGAACAAAGGGAAUUUUAAAAGCAUGUUUAGAAUCAAAGACGGUGAAAAAAGUGGUUUACACUUCUAGUGCUACAACAGUUUUAUUUAACGGAAAGAAUGAUCUUGAUAUGGUGGAUGAAGAUGUAUGGAGUGAUAUUGAGAUUUGUAGAAGUAUUAACCUUGUCGGAUCUUCUUAUUCGGUGUCUAAAAUUUUGACUGAAAAGAGUAUUUUAGAGUUUGGAAAAGUUAAUGGAUUUGAAGUUGUGAGUUUGAUUCUUCCUUUGGUUGUUGGACCCUUUAUUUGCCCUACUAUACCAUCAUCAGUUUAUAUAUCACUGGCCAUGAUAUUUGGAGAUCAUAGUCGAUACAAGUAUCUCGCAAUCUCAUACAUGGUGCAUAUAGAUGAUGCGAUACGUGCACUUAUAUUUUUAUUUGAGUGUGAGAAUGCUAAUGGAAGGUAUAUUUGUUCUUCGGACCAAAUAUCAUUUCAUCAAAUGUAUGAAUUUCUUCGUCAAAAAUAUUCAGAAUAUCACAUAACGAUACCAAAUUCAAUUGAGACGGAAAAUUGUAAUGGAAAGUUUAGUGGUUUAUCAUCAAGAAAGCUCUUGGAUAUUGGGUUCAAAUUUAAGUAUAACAUCAAUGAUAUGUUUGAUGGAGCGAUAGAAUCUUGUAAAGAGAAAGGAAUCUUAUAAACUUUGGAUCACAUGUGUAAUAUUUAAAUCCAAUGGAAUUAUUAUAUCAACUAUCCAAAUUAAAGUGAUCGAAAUGUAUCUACAGUUUAUGGCUAAGGGCAUAAUUUUUAUGAAAAUACUAUGUAAAUACCAAAAAUGUUAUUUAUAUUUUUUUGAUGGGUAUAAAUAGAAAUAUUAAAAGAUUGA